AUUAUUUACUCCUCUUAAAUUAACUUUGUAUCAAAAUAAUAAUAAUAAUAAGAAGAAGAAUAACAAUCAGAAAAAAAUAAUAAUAAUAAGGAUCAAAUGACUUGCCAGCAUAAUUCAAUGGAAUCAGGGCAAUGUAGAGAUUGUGGAUAUUGUUCACAUGAAGUAAUCUAUUUUGGUCUCUGUGCUGUUUGUGGUAGACAAGUUGAAGAGGAUGAAAAUGCACCAAAAGAUCAUAUUGACAUGACACAUAAUUCGUCAGGCAUUGUUGUUAGCUAUAAAGAGGCAAAACGCUUAGAAAAAGAGGAUGAGAAACGAUUAUUAAAAGAAAGAAAACUUUCAUUAAUUGUUGAUCUUGAUCAGACUAUUUUACAUGCUGCUUGGGAGCCUCAUAUUGCAAACUGGGUUGAUGAGCAAAAAGUGAAAGAUAAUGACAAAGUGAAAGACAUGAGUACUUUUUCAUUAGAUGGUAGUAUGAAUAAAUAUACUAUUAAACUAAGACCUGGUUUAAGAGAAUUUUUAAAUAAAAUAUCAAAAUAUUAUGAAAUGCAUGUUUAUACAAUGGGUACUCGUGCCUAUGCUGAUGCAGUAGCAAAAAUAAUUGACCCUGAAGGGAAAUUAUUUCAGGAUAGAAUUCUAUCCCGCGAUGAAAAUGGUAGUAUGACUAAAAAGAGACUCGAACGCUUAUUUCCAUCUGAUCAAACAAAAGUGAUUGUACUUGAUGAUCGUGCCGAUGUUUGGGAUUAUUCACCUAAUCUGAUUCAAAUCAAACCAUAUGAAUAUUUUGCUGGUAUUGGUGAUAUUAAUGCACCUCCUCUAACUCAACCUAUCAUCGCUACUACACAUUCUUCUUUACCAACAAAUGAUAUUAUCAAUGAAGAGGAAGAAAAAGAAGGAAUGAAUGUAAAUAAAAUUGCUACUGGUAGCAGUUCAACUAUAAAUGACAUCAAUAUAAAUCAACAAGAACUUAUCGAUAUAAAGCAAGGUGAUAAUGUAAAUAAUGAAAAUCAACCUAAUUCAACAUUAGAAACAACAGAAGUACCUUUACCAAAAGAAAUACCUAGAGAACCAGCAUCUAGUAGUAAUAAUCAUUCCAAUUAUACCCCUAAAACAAAUGAUCCAGACACUAUUCUCAACGUUGUAGAAAAGGCUCUCAUUUCUGUUCAUAAAGAAUUUUAUAAUCAAGUAGAUGAGAAGAAGAUAGAAAAGCCUAAUGUAGCACAUAUUUUACCAAUAUUAAAAUCAGAGGUUUUAAAGGACUGUUUUAUUUUAUUUUCUGGUGUAAUUCCACUUCAUUGUAAUGCAGAAGAUUCAUCUAUUUGGAAGUUGGCUACAACUUUCGGAGCGACAUGUUUGAAAGAACUAACAGGCAAAGUAACACAUCUUGUAGCUGCCAAUGCAGGCACAAAUAAAGUGAAUACAGCUAGAAAAUAUAGUCAUAUUAAAAUUGUUUCACCUGCUUGGUUAAUGGACUCUGUAUGGAAUUGGAAAAAAGAAGACGAAGAGGAUUAUUUAGUCCCUUUACCAAGAGAAGGAUCAGCAGCCUCAGAAGUGGAAAAUCCAGAAGAAGCACCAUUAGAUUUUGAGGUGGAUAUUGAUUGGCAAGAUGAUGAAGUAGAUGCCGUUCUUUUAGAAGAAGAAGAAGAAGAUAGUUAUAAUGAUAGUUUUAGUGACGAUGAUAUAGAAGAGGAAAAAAAACCAGAAAAAGAAGAAAUACAUCAGGGGGAAUCAGGGCCAGAAGAAGAAGAAGAAGAUGUAGAGGACUGGCUAAAUGCAGCAUUAGUGGAUAUUGAUGGAGAUUCACAAGUAACAGAAAGUGAUUAUGGUGCAAGUCAAAGUGAUGACGAAUAUAGUAGGAAAAGAGACCGUGAAGAAGAAGAUUUUUCAGAUGACGAGCAUUCUAUAAAGCGAUUACAUUAAUAAUAAAUAUUAUUUUACUAUCAUCUUCUGUAUCACACAUAAAAGAUGUAGUAAGGAUUUCC
Cokeromyces recurvatus is the source of this 1979-nucleotide messenger RNA. RefSeq lists its product as uncharacterized. Gene Ontology annotation, cellular component: nucleus. The transcript is spliced from 6 exons. Gene Ontology annotation, molecular function: RNA polymerase II CTD heptapeptide repeat phosphatase activity. The record is from RefSeq and is a predicted model, not a curated record. NCBI's taxonomy places the organism in Eukaryota, Fungi, Mucoromycota, Mucoromycetes, Mucorales, Mucoraceae. Bases 97 to 1917 code for a protein of 606 amino acids.